Molecule: messenger RNA, 579 nt
Organism: Entamoeba invadens IP1
Lineage: Eukaryota; Evosea; Mastigamoebida; Endamoebidae
Product: phosphoglycerate mutase, putative
Exons: 1
Coding region: 1-579 (192 amino acids)
Cellular component (GO): cytosol; cytoplasm
Molecular function (GO): phosphatase activity
Source: RefSeq, a predicted model, not a curated record
AUGACAACAACACUCAUCUUUGUUCGACAUGGUGAAACGGAGUGGAACAAUAAAAAGGUGAUUCAGGGAUGCACAGACAUCCCACUCUCUGAAAAAGGUCGACAGCAAGCCUUCGAGUUGUCAAAGAGGAUACCUGAGAAUGUUGAUGUGAUCUAUACCUCCCCACUUAAACGUGCUCUUGAGACCGCAAACAUAAUAAGUGAAGGUAAAGAAGUGGUAAUAUCACAAGAUUUAAUCGAGCCAAAUUUUGGAAGUUGGGAAGGCAAAGAGUUCAAUUCCAUAGGAGACAUGAGUGCAAAGGAGUUUGUAGAGUGUACAAAUGGUAUUCCUCUUGGGGACGCUGGUAAUACCGUCCACACUCUUUCUCAAACGAUUUUAGGGUUUCUCAAUUCACUUGUUCAAACAUAUGAAAACAAAACAGUGAUGCUGGUAUCCCAUGGGACUUGGAUAAAAUGUGCUCUUGUUGGCAUUUUAGAGUUUCCUGACAGAAUGUAUCACCAACUUGGUGUUUGCAACGCUUCGGUUACGACAGUUGUGUAUCGAAAAGGGUACUAUUGUAUGACUCACCUGAGUUGUUGA